Molecule: messenger RNA, 1035 nt
Organism: Cooperia oncophora
Lineage: Eukaryota; Metazoa; Nematoda; Chromadorea; Rhabditida; Trichostrongylidae
Source: the annotation of a GenBank genome assembly
AUGACAGCGAAGAAGAAGACCGAUAUAGUAACACACCAAGGAGAAACAUCAUACUGCACAAUCACCGAAAACGAAGAGAAAUGCAUAUACGGACAAACUACCCAGCUGCUCCUUCAACCGAUCGGACAAGAAGCUUGUCUCCUACUCAAAAACAAGGAAAACCGAAUCAUGGCAACAGUUUCCAUCCGACUGAAACAAAUCUCUCACAUCUGUAAACAGAAAACCGAAUAUUUCACAAGAGAUUACGAGUUCUUCACGGAAUCCCGACAUCAGUGCUAUAACACUGAAAGCUGCAGAGGUAACACCUGCGCGUCACUCAAACCGGAGAUGAAACUACACGACUUCAGUAUGAUUGCAAAGGCAAAUCCGGAUACACAUACUGUGUACCAAGCUGUGGAUGCUUUUGGUGCGACUGUACCUACAUCAUCCACAAUAUACAGGGUCUUUUCAUGCCCCACAUGGAGCAUUCAAGCAGAGGGAACACGCCAGGAAUUCACAUGGAAUAACCUUCGACCAACCUUUGCAAGUACCAUUGUGCCGAAUCUUCCGAUUCUAUCAAGCUAUUUCAUAACGGACGGCAACAUCGUGACGCGAAUCGAACCAUCUCAGCAAGGACAACUUCUACCAAACUCCGCCGGUCAGUUACAAUGUAAAACAGAAGAAGAAGCAAAGUCUUUUGGGAGCUGCAUUUUCGCACAAUAUGCAUGUUCCUGUAACCCAAGAAAAUACGCGGUCACAUGCUCCUGUCCAAAUGGGACAACGUCGUCAUUUCUGCACAAUAAACAUAAUAAGCUUCCAGUAAUUACAGGUCAAGCAGCACUGAUAAAUGAGCGGCAAACCAUUAAGGCAAAAACAACAAUCGACUCUGCGCUCACAAUUCAGAUAUCAACGAACGAACUAGUCAUUGCUGCUAGCAUCAACAACAAUUCAUGUCAAGUACAUAUGGAGGAGCUGACAGGAUGCUAUUCCUGCACACAGGGAGCGAUUGCUAAUGUCUCGUGCACGUCAUCAGUAAGUGAAGAAACGGCACACUGA